This is a messenger RNA of Gossypium arboreum, 2140 nucleotides long. RefSeq names its product protein DETOXIFICATION 33. The record is from RefSeq and is a predicted model, not a curated record. Gene Ontology annotation, cellular component: membrane. NCBI's taxonomy places the organism in Eukaryota, Viridiplantae, Streptophyta, Magnoliopsida, Malvales, Malvaceae. Bases 445 to 1899 code for a protein of 484 amino acids. The transcript has 10 exons. Gene Ontology annotation, molecular function: antiporter activity; xenobiotic transmembrane transporter activity. Gene Ontology annotation, biological process: xenobiotic detoxification by transmembrane export across the plasma membrane.
AACACUGAAGUGACCCCCCAACUCCCCGACAGUCAUUCAAAGGGAAAAUCGGAGUAACGUGUGGAGCAGCUUCGGCAACUGUCGUAAUAAUGAUUGAGUUUCUGAAAAAAGUGAAUACUUUAUGAUGGUCGGCCGAAAUUAGGUAAAUUAAAUAAAUGAUGGAACAUAACACCAGCCGUCAUGUCCUCUGUCUAUGCUAUUAACAUCAAAUUGUCUUACCAUCCAUUGGGUUUUUCUAUAGAGGAUGAAAUACUGAGAAUUAUGAACGUAUGUUUAAUAUCUUCCACACACGUUCCAACCGCCUUUCAAACAAGUGGCACAAUCGAAACCCAUAGCUGACAGUUCCUAUUUAAACAACAAAAAAACCCUAUAUACAUGGUAGAGUGAAACCCAUACACUUGGUUUAGUUCCUGUGCAGUGCAAAGCUUAAAUAGAAAGGCGGGUAUGGCUACCGAUACUGUUCCACUUCUCAACGACCGUGAUGGCAAUGAUAUCAACAAAGGAGAAAAGCUUGUUAGCUGGGUUAAGGAGUUUGGGUCUGAGUCGAAGAGAUUAUGGCAUAUUGCAGGGCCGGCUAUUUUCACAGCGCUUUGUCAGUACUCAUUGGGAGCCUUCACCCUAACUUUUGCUGGUCGGCUUAGUGAACUAGACCUUGCUGCAGUCUCUGUUGAGAACUCUGUUAUAGCUGGUCUUUCUUUCGGUGUUAUGUUAGGAAUGGGGAGUGCAUUGGAGACUCUAUGUGGUCAAGCAUAUGGCGCUGGGAGGCUAAGGAUGUUGGGGGUUUACAUGCAGAGAUCAUGGGUUAUUCUAUUGGUUACAGCUUGUUUAUUGGUUCCUAUUUACAUUUGGUCCCCUCCAAUCCUUGUACUGUUUGGAGAAACCACUGAAAUCUCCACUGCUGCAGGCAAGUUUGCUUUGUGGAUGCUGCCACAAUUAUUUGCUUAUGCUCUUAACUUUCCUUUACAGAAGUUUUUACAAGCACAGAGGAAAGUUAUGGUGAUGGCUUGGAUUUCAGCAAUGGUAUUAGUGCUACAUGUCUUUUUCAGCUGGUUGCUGAUACUUAAAUUGGGAUGGGGAUUAAUUGGUGCAGCCAUAACUUUGAAUACAUCAUGGUGGCUCAUAGUUAUUGGACAGUUUUUAUACAUUUUAAUAACCAAAUCGGAUGGUGCUUGGUCUGGAUUCUCAUGGCUAGCAUUUGUGGAUCUAUUUGGCUUUGUCAAGCUUUCUUUGGCUUCAGCUAUUAUGUUAUGCUUGGAGUUUUGGUACUUAAUGAUGCUUAUAGUCAUAACAGGUCACCUGUCAAACCCUUUGGUACCUGUUGAUGCCAUCUCCAUUUGCAUGAACAUAAAUGGAUGGGAUGCAAUGAUUGCAAUCGGGUUCAAUGCUGCUAUAAGUGUGAGAGUAUCAAAUGAACUUGGACGUGGGAACGCAUGGCUUGCCAAAUUGUCCGUGAUAGUUGUUUCAAUCACAUCAGUGAGCAUAGGAAUUGUAUGCAUGAUUGUGGUGUUUGCAACCAGAGGUUACUUCCCUUACCUCUUCACUACCAGUGAAGCUGUUGCUGAAGAAACGACUAAGCUAGCUAUAUUGUUGGGGAUAACGGUCCUCUUAAACAGCCUCCAACCGGUCUUAUCCGGUGUUGCUGUUGGAGGCGGAUGGCAGUCUCUGGUGGCGUACAUCAACAUCGGGUGUUACUAUAUUGUUGGCUUACCGGCUGGCAUUCUCCUUGGAUUCACAUUUGGCUUUGGGGUUAUGGGUAUUUGGUCAGGCAUGAUAGGGGGCAUUGUUUUACAAACCUUAAGCUUGAUAGUUGUGAUUUCACUUACCAACUGGAACAAGGAAACUGUUGAAGCUGAAAGUCGUAUAAAGAAAUGGGGAGGACCAAGUGAUGCAGAGUCAUGAUUUUGUAUCACCUAGGUCACUAAUUCAGUAAUAAAUUUUAGAUAUUAUUUUAUACAAUCUAGAAAAAUAAUUAUGUAUAAUGAGAUUCGAGCUCAAAAUAUUAUAAUUUUUAAUUUUUAACUCUUAUAUUUCUUUAUUGAAUUAUUUUCUCCUUGUUAAUUUUGUUUUGUUUAAUAUAUGUAACUAGACAAUCAUUCUGGACAAAAAUACUCUUAUCAUAAAAAGUAUAUUUCCUUUAAAA